Messenger RNA from Nanorana parkeri, 1394 nucleotides. It is a transcript of the gene BSCL2, whose product is annotated as BSCL2, seipin lipid droplet biogenesis associated. The transcript is spliced from 9 exons. NCBI's taxonomy places the organism in Eukaryota, Metazoa, Chordata, Amphibia, Anura, Dicroglossidae. The record is from RefSeq and is a predicted model, not a curated record. The coding region runs from base 57 to 1139 and encodes 360 amino acids. Gene Ontology annotation, biological process: lipid droplet organization; lipid storage. Gene Ontology annotation, cellular component: endoplasmic reticulum membrane.
AUUUGGGACAUCAGGGACAGCUAUUGUGCCUCUGUAAUUACUAUCUAUCCACCAUCAUGUCUCACGGAGAAUCACCACCUCUGCUGCUAUGGAUAGAAGACAUGUGUUUUAUGAUGUUUCUGAGGGCACGGAGACUACUUCUGCAGACUGGAAUAUUAUUUUGUAUCCUGUUCCUGCUUCUCUGGGUGUCUGUGUUUUUAUAUGGCAGCUUCUACUAUUCUUACAUGCCAACUGUUAAAUACUCCAGCCCAGUGCACUACGGGUAUAGCUCUAUCUGUGAACCACCACCUGGAAUCCUGUGCUCGUUCCCAACAGCCAAUGUGUCUCUUCUGAGAAAUAAUCGUGAUCGGGUGCUGAUGUAUGGACAGCCCUAUCGCAUUACCCUGGAGCUCCAGGUUCCGGAGUCCACAGCUAAUCAGGAUCUUGGGAUGUUCAUGGUCUCGAUGUCAUGUUACACUCGAGGGGGAAAACAGAUUUCUUACACUGCUCGAUCAGCAAUGCUGCACUACAAGUCUCCCCUCCUGAAGUUAUUAGAGACUCUGACCACAUUGCCCCUACUGCUGUCUGGGAUGUCUGAACAGAAGCAGGCUAUUGAAGUGGAGCUGUACUCUGAAUAUCGGGAGGAUUCGUAUGUCCCAACCACAGGGGCAGUGAUACAAAUACAGAGCGUCCGCUUACAGAUAUACAAUGCAGAGCUCCGCGUACAUGCACACUUUACUGGACUCAGGUACCUCUUGUAUAAUUUCCCAGUCAUGUCUGCUGUGAUCGGCAUUUCCAGCAACUUCAUCUUCAUGAGCGUCUUGGUUUUGCUCAGCUAUCUGCAGUGGGGUUUUGGGAGAUCUCGUAUGAGGGUUGACCCAGGGCAAAGCAGUACGGAAACGGGGACAGCGGUGAUUCAAGGACGGAGUUUCCUUGAAGCGGAUGAAGAUACCCCACUAGAAACCGAGACUCUUGGACAUGAUGAAGGUGGAGACCGAGACACUGAUGGGUCUCCCCAGGCAGCUGAGGCUGCUGAAGAAUAUGAAGAUAAGUCUUCCACUUUGGAUACAGAUGACUCUGGAACUAUGGGCCCUCAGAGUGAGCCGCACGCUUCAAGCUUUGACCUUCGUCAUAGGAGUGCUCUCAGUAGUGGCCACUGACGAUUUAUAGCUGGACAUUUGCAUUCCCCCCCCCUUACCCUUUCAGGGGGCUGUUGAUGCUGAAGGACUGGUAUAGCUGAGUAGAGUUUAAUUUAUAUUGUAACUGCCCGUAGGCAGGAGAUGCUGGCUGGAAGGGAUAAGCAAUUAAUUUGUCAUUCUUUAGAAUGACGAUGCAUAUACUUGCAUGCACAUAUCAGCAGAGCAUGUUUAUGCACUGAGCAGAUGUCUACAAUGUCCACUUAAGCUAUUAGAACU